GGUUCCCGAAUGGUAGCGAGGGCAACACCGAUGGGAACAUCACCGACCUUGAUGACUGCAUGCUGGCGUGCGAGGCCGACGAAUGGUGCGAAGGGAUCGUGGUGGACGCAGGCAAGACGAACGGCUCGUGCAGCCUGCGGUCCGAGAUGGUCUUCACCUCGUGUGCUGAGGACGAGGCAUUCGACACGUGGCAGCGGGGCUCAAUCAGCGACCACGUGCAGCGGCUGGUGGACAGGCACGGCUGGACGCGCUACGAAAACAAGAACUGCUUCGUCGGACACGGCAGCGCGGCCUACCCGAAGGGCGCCACCAAGACCCCGUACUCCAGCGGGGACCAGGCGAUCUCCCUGAGCGAGUGCAUGCAGCGAUGCCAGGACGACCCGCUCUGCGAGGCCGUCGUCACGUCCCACGGCAAGGACGUGACGGCGUGCGAGCUCCGCGCGUGGGUGUCCCCGGGCGACUGCGUCUGGAGCGGGGAGCUCGACCUGUGGAGGAUGGACCAAGGCGGGCAGGUCCCAGAGGGCACCGAGCUCCCGUCCGGCGAGCAGGGGGUGGACCGGCUCGUGGGCGUCGCGGACAUGAUCAUGGGGUGGAGCUUCAGCAAGCUCGACUUCACGAGGUGCGCGCUGGUCGGGGCGUCGGGGGUGAUGCGCGGCUCCAACGCGGGCGAAGAGAUCGACGGGCACACCGCCGUGAUCCGGCUCAACCGGAUGCCCAAGCCGGAGUUCUACGGCGACUUUGGCGCCCGCACGGACGUGCUCUUCCUUAGCAGGGACCGCUCCCGC
Prorocentrum cordatum is the source of this 785-nucleotide messenger RNA. The record is from the annotation of a GenBank genome assembly. NCBI's taxonomy places the organism in Eukaryota, Dinophyceae, Prorocentrales, Prorocentraceae.